This is a messenger RNA of Pelmatolapia mariae (spotted tilapia), 2236 nucleotides long. RefSeq names its product rhotekin 2 (gene rtkn2). The coding region runs from base 1 to 2040 and encodes 679 amino acids. The transcript is spliced from 13 exons. Gene Ontology annotation, biological process: hemopoiesis; signal transduction; positive regulation of cell population proliferation. The record is from RefSeq and is a predicted model, not a curated record. NCBI's taxonomy places the organism in Eukaryota, Metazoa, Chordata, Actinopteri, Cichliformes, Cichlidae.
AUGGACGAUCCGCGGGACGUUCAAACUUCCAAGAAAAAUGGGGGCUCCAGGUCAUUGUUUUUGGCCGGCUCCGCGGUGGAUAUGGAGAUUAAACGAAAGAAAAUACGACAGAGUACUUUAUUCCUACAAACAGAGACAACUAACAUACAGGAGAAACUUGACUUUGAGAUGAGAAUGCGAGAGGGGGCCUACAAGCUGCUGCUCGCUUGCAGUAAGAGAGAACAGGUACUAAAUGCUUCCAAGAACAUGUUUACCUGCAACGCCCGGAUAAAGGCAUAUCUCUCUCAGCUGCAGAAGAAAAAAGAGGAAGAGGACAUGAUGGGGGGAGUCGGCAGACCUUCAGAUCUAAUUUCAGGUGACCGUUUGCCCUGUAAUGGAACAAUUGCUUUGUCAGGGCUGCGCAUACCUUUGAUGUGGAGGGACUCAGACCACUUUAACAACAGAGGGAGUUCUCGCAGGGUGGCUGUGUUCUGUCUGAUGCAGAUUGGCUCAGAAGUGUAUGACACUGAAAUGGUGGUGGUGGAUAGAUCAGUCACUGACAUCUGCUUUGAGGGAAUUACCAUCUUUAAAGAAGCAGUUCCUCAGUUUGAGCUGAAGGUGGAGUUGUGGAGCUGUGCCCUAGAGGAGGAGCUCACACUGGUAAACACACCAAAGAAACUGGCUAAGAAGCUCCGCAACUCCUUUGGAAAGAGCUCUGGGAGGAAGCUCUGCUCUCUGCUGGACACUCCAGACCCUGACACCUUCCUACAGCACAACCCAAUACCGUCUGGAGCCAAAUACAGCCUGUUGGCCUACACAACGCUGUGUCUGCCCGAGGCUGAAGGCAGCUUUCAGUCUCACUCCCUUAUUGUCCUCCAAGAUGCUGAGUGGUCCUCUUGGCUUCCACUUUAUGGUAACCUCUGCUGCCGGUUAGUGGCUCAGCCUGCCUGUAUGACACAGACCAUGAUGUCCGGUUACCUGAGCCAGAAGCAAAGUGUGGAAGGCAUGAGCCGCUGCUGCAGUCUUUACUGCGUGCUGAGUGGUGGCUUUUUGUCUUGUUUCUUCACUCCAGAAGAAAUUGAUGCUAAAAUACAACCCAUUCUCAAAGUACCCAUUAAUAAGGACACCCGGAUCCGAGUGUUGGAGAAGGAAUCAGCAGGCCACAAAUCUAGGAGUCUGUCCAUCAUUAACCCUUCACCAGAGGGAUCGCAGUCCAUCGUCUUCACCACAGACACCAGGGAAGCGCUGGAGGACUGGGUGGAAGCCCUCCACCAGCACCAUUAUGAUCAGAGCCAGUGGAUGCACUGCUGUGACCAGCUAAUGAAGAUCGAGGUCGCAUCUCCACGGAAACCAUCACUUUUUCUCUCUAAGCAAGCAGACUCUGUUUACAACGACCUGAGUAUAAAUUCACCAGGCAAGUUUGAGAGCAUCACUGAUAUUAUCCACAAUAAAAUUGAGGAGACAGAUGGGCACUUCCUUAUUGGCCAUGAAGAGGAGAAAGAGGCACCUAACUGGUCCAGUCUGUUUGAUGGUUCCCAUUCAGUGGUAGUGCAGAAGGGUAUUCUGUCCCAGAGCAAAACCUCCACCCCUUAUUCGAGCCCCAAUCCCAGCAACAGCAGCUGUACUACCAACAGCAGCAAGAAGCGACGCGCUCCACCUCCUCCCCCUGACAGAGAGCCUUAUCACCCUCCUCCCUCAUACCAGGAGAAAGAGAAUUCUAGCACUAGCACUUCACGUCCAACUACAAGGUCCAAAACAGGCAGACCAUCUCUUGAUGCCAAGUUUUCUGCCAUCAUCCAGCAGCUCCAGUGGAAUAAUGCUGGAGGAGCCACCGCCUCAAGUCGAAAAAAUGCUCCUCUGGGCGUGCUCAAUGUACACCCACAAGGUCAGCCCCAGCCCCCCCUCCAACAGCUGGACUACCAAAACCACCACACCCAAACCCCUGAGGCCACAGCUGAUCAUGGCUUUGUGAGAGCCACUGAUGGUCCUGGUCCUGUUCCCGCACCACGGAGCAAACUGAGGAAGUCUUUCAGAGAGAGGAUGAACCUUAAAGCUUUGUAAACCCAACCUUAGAUCAGAUCUACAGUGAGGUAACCUUACUACUGUCACACUUUAACAACUGAGCUGGGUAACGCUGCUAAAAUCAAAUAUAGCACUAUAGAACUAACUGAGGAGUGACGAUAACUCGUCAUGAUCGGUGAUGAUAUUUGGGCUUGACUGUUGGUGUGGUCCUUAAUAGAAUACUUCAUCAUUUGGG